AUGGCUAUUUUUGACACAACUGAUGAUAAAGCACCCUGUCAUGAUGGUUAUACCUCAGGAUUCUAUAAAGCAAAGUGGCCUGUUAUGGGAGAUGAAGUCACACAGGUGAACUCAACGUUCUUGGCCCUUAUUCCUAAGGAACUGUUCAUAGGUUAUAAUCAGCAGCAAUUACCACCUCCAUGUGCUCUUAAGUGGAUAGAUGAAUGUAUUACUACCACUUCAUUUUCUGUUGGGAUCAAUAAAAAGCCACAUGGUUUGUUUGCGGGAGCAAGGGGCCUUGGACAAGGAGACACAAUGUCGCCUUACUUAUUUGUUUUGGUCAUGGAGGUGUUGAGUCUCAUCCUACAUCAGUUGAUUGAUCAAGACAUGGGAUUUGCCUUUCAUUGGAAAGGUGAGCCCACGAGAUUAUUCCAGUUAGGUUUUGCAGACGAGCUAUUGUUGUUUUGCAAAGUUGAAGUUGAUUUGGUCCAGGUGCUCAAACGUGGACUAGAUACCUUUGGUGAUUUGUCUGGGCUUCGAGUUAGUCUACAAAAGAGCCACUUGAUCAUCUCACGUUCAGCACAUGGGAUCCGGGAGCACUUACUUGUGGUGCUCCAAUUUCAGGAGGGACACUUGCCAAUAAAAUAUUUAGGUUUACCCCUCCUCUCUUCACGCCUUAUUAAGCCGAUACUCGCCAAAAUGGAUCAGCGCAUCAUCAGGAAGAUUGAGAAGCGACUUCGGGCAUUUCUAUGGAAGAGAGCAUUGAAUAGCGGGUAUGCAAAGCGCGUCCAUAUGGGUCAACUGGGUACACCACACUUGCCUUCGAGAGACGUCCAUUUGGAUGGUAUCGGAGUGAGGGGCUCUUGGGGCUGGCGUAAACUUCUUCGAUUACGUCCUCUGUUACGACCUCUUAUAGACUACUGUGUUGGCGCUGAGAUAUCAUUCUAUUUAUGGCAGGAUCCUUGGCAUGUGUUUGGGCCACUUAUUCAUCGCUUCCUAUGGGGUCCACAGCUUACCAACACAGUGAUAAUGGACAAGGGUAAUAUGGUGAUGGAGGAUGGUCACUGGCUCUGGCAUUUUCUCACUAAUAUUGGCGGCACUGAUUGUCUUUUAUGUGGAUCAUAG
Molecule: messenger RNA, 1104 nt
Organism: Sesamum indicum (sesame)
Lineage: Eukaryota; Viridiplantae; Streptophyta; Magnoliopsida; Lamiales; Pedaliaceae
Source: RefSeq, a predicted model, not a curated record